Molecule: messenger RNA, 5200 nt
Organism: Theobroma cacao (cacao)
Lineage: Eukaryota; Viridiplantae; Streptophyta; Magnoliopsida; Malvales; Malvaceae
Source: RefSeq, a predicted model, not a curated record
CGCAUGCGAUCAUCUAAUUUGGUCAAAGAAUAUUUGGGGAUCAGUUUAUGUUAGUUUUUCUCUUCUUUCACCCGCUGAUUCGAAGUAUGAUUUUAGUUUAAUUGUUAUAUAAAAGGAUGAUAUUGUUUUAAGAUUCAUUAUUGAUGAUGAUUAAAGCACAUGUCUUUUACUAGUCGAGGUUUGGGGUAAUUAUGAAUUGCAGUACUGUUCUGUGCUUCAGUGUAGCGAAAGGCGUGUUGAUUUUGAAUCUCAUGGAUGCUUUUGGUAAUUGCUGCUUAUAGAAGGAUUUUUUUGAGGAUUUUAAGGAUUGGUUGGUGCCAUUAAAUUCUUUAAUUGAAAUGUCCUUGUGUGAGAAUGUACAAUCAACUGAAGUUGGGAGCCGAGGUCAUCAAACUGCACCUCCUGUUGCAAGUGAUGGUCGCUCAAAACCUGAUGAUGAUGUGGAGUGGGAGGCAGAGGAAGAAGUGGAGGAUGAGGAAGAUGAGGAGGAAGAUGUAGAUUUCAAUCCCUUUUUGAAGGAAACACCUUCUCCGGAAGCUUCUUCUAGUUUGAGCUCUGAAAUUGAGGGCUUAGAUGGUGAUAUUGUUGAUAGUAGAGCAGAUACUCAUGUUACUAAAGAUGUCAAUCCAUCAAAGAUUAAUGCUAAGGUGCAAAACUCUGAUGUUGGAGAUUCUGAGCAUGGUGAGGAGGAAACUGUGAUGCAAAGUACUGCCUCCCCUGAAUUGCAAAAUACUAUUCCUUUGAAACAUGAUAAGAGGAAAACCGGAUCUAGUUCUCAAUCAGAAAGAGAAAAGGAAAGUCAGUCAAGCACUGUAAAGGAUAGUAUGGUAGGAGACUUGAGUAAUGCUACACAUUCCCAGAAGCCUGUAAUCCAUUUGGAUGAUGCUGAAGAUGACGCUGUCUGUAGGCGUACCCGGGCUCGUUAUUCACUUGCCAGUUUCACACUUGAUGAACUUGAGGCUUUUCUUCAGGAAACAGAUGAUGAGGAUGAUGUUCAAAAUGUUGAUGAUGAAGAAGAGUAUAGGAAAUUUCUUGCAGCUGUUUUGCAAGGUGGGGAUGUUGAUCACCAGUCCACUCAGGGAAAUGAAAAUGUCGACGAUGAAGAUGAGGACAAUGAUGCAGAUUUCGAAAUAGAGCUUGAAGAGGCACUUGAGAGUGAUUAUGAUGAAGCUGCAUUGGAAAAGACACAGGCAGAGGAAUAUCAAAGAGCUGGACGGCGGCCAGAGACAAGGCAGAAUAGACGGCAAAAAGCUUCUGCCCAAUAUGAAAGAAAGCUUUUAGAGCAGACUAAGAGGCCAUUGCGUCCCCUCUUACCAAUUUUGCCUAAUGGGCCAAUCGCACCCAUUCCUACUCUUAAUGGGAAAACUUGCAUGCCUGAGACUUACCGGAGUUGUCUGCCCUCUGCUGCAGUAGAUGGUUGCAUCAAUGGAUUCACUCCGUAUCAAAUAGGCCAGUUGCAUUGCUUGAUACAUGAGCAUGUUCAGCUUCUUAUUCAAAUUUUUUCUCUUUGUGUGCUUGAUCCUUCUCGGCAGCACAUCGCAUCUCAACUUCAGAGAUUGAUUUUUGAGAUGCUUCACAAACGAGAUGAAGGAGUAGCUUGUAAAAGUAAGCUGUAUCCUGAUACUUGCUUCAAGCCCCCAUAUGUCUCUUCAUCAGUGCCAAAUGAGGUCCCCCUUUUGUGCCCUACACAGAGCACUCCGAAAACAUCUACAUUUAAUGCUAAUGGAGCCUGUUUUUCUCCAAAUACUCAGAUGCCUGAUGCUCAAAAUAUUUUCAGUCCUAGCGGAAGAUAUGAACAUGUUUCUAGUGGGCAGUUGAGGUUUUCAUGGGUGCCUUCUUUAAACAGCCCAGGGUUAUCCAUUCUUGAUAUUGCUCCGCUUAAUUUAGUUGGAAGAUAUAUGGAUGACGUUUAUUCUGCUGUCCAGGAGCAUCGACAACGUCACUUGGAGAAUAGUUGUGCUACUCAAUAUGAAAAGGAGCCUCUGUUCCCUCUUCCUUGUUUUCCAUCUGAGGUGGAAGCUAAUAAUGAAGCACUGAGAGGCAGUGCUCUACCAGCUGGCUCUACAGUACCAUCAUCAGUCUGUCAACCACCACCUAAGAAGACAUUGGCUGCUACUCUUGUUGAGAAAACCAAAAAGCAGUCAGUUGCAGUAGUCCCUAAGGAUAUUACCAAGUUAGCACAGAGAUUUUUUCCUUUGUUCAAUCCAGUGUUAUUUCCACAUAAGCCUCCUCCUGUAGCAGUCGCAAAUCGGGUUCUUUUUACCGAUGCAGAGGAUGAAUUACUGGCUUUGGGCAUAAUGGAAUAUAAUUCAGAUUGGAAAGCGAUUCAGCAACGCUAUCUUCCUUGCAAAUCUAAGCAUCAGAUUUUCGUUAGGCAAAAAAAUCGCUGUUCAUCAAAAGCACCAGAAAAUCCCAUAAAGGCAGUCCGGAGAAUGAAAACCUCACCUUUGACUGCGGAAGAGCUGCAAGGUAUUCAGGAGGGGCUCAAGGUUUAUAAACUUGACUGGAUGUCUGUCUGGAAAUUUAUUGUCCCGCACAGAGAUCCAUCUUUGCUACCCCGGCAAUGGCGCAUAGCCCUUGGAACUCAGAAGUCAUAUAAACAAGAUGCAACCAAGAAAGAGAAGCGACGGCUAUAUGAAUCAGAAAGACGAAAACGUAAAGCUGCGUUGACUAAUUGGCAACAUGUGUCCGACAAAGAGGACUGUCAAGCUGAAUAUACUGGUGGAGAGAAUUGCAGUGGAGAUGAUGACAUAGAUAAUGUAGAUGAAUCUUAUGUUCAUGAGGGGUUUUUAGCUGAUUGGAGGCCAGGUACUUCCAAGCUUAUUUCAUCUGAACGUCCUUGCUUGAACAUUAGAAAUAAGAACCUUCCUGGUGAUAUGUCAACAGAAGAGGGGACUCAUGUUACAGAGCAAUCAAAUAACUAUGUGUCUGCAGUCAUUCGGCCCUUGACUGGUCAUAUGCAGGGAUCUCCACAUGCAUUGAACCAAUCCCAGCAUCCUUACGCUACCUCUCAUCAUGCAUCUAAUGCAUUGCAACCAACCCAUCCUGUUCCUAAUAUGAUAUGGAAUGCCUCCAAAUCUCAAAUAUAUUUACGGCCAUAUCGAUCGCGUAAAUCCAACAAUCUACGCUUAGUGAAAUUGGCACCAGACUUGCCCCCGGUGAAUCUUCCACCAUCUGUUCGUGUAAUCUCGGAGUCAGCUCUGAAAACCAAUCAAUGUGGAGCAUACACCAAGGUUUCUGCAACUGGAGAUGGUGUUGUUGCUGCUGGAAUAGGAAAUACAGUUUCUCCUUUUUCUCAUUCUGCUAAGGCGUUGGCCAAUAAAAGACAUAAAAGCAAUCCAACAAGAGCAAACAUCACAAGUUCUCUCUCAGAAGAAUCUGGAGUUGUCAAGAACAAAAGUGUUGCGGAAGAAAGAAGUACUCAUACAGAUCUUCAGAUGCAUCCAUUGCUGUUCCAGGCCCCUGAAGAUGGACAAGUGCCAUAUUAUCCAUUGAAUUGUGGAACUGGUGCAUCCAGUUCUUUCAGUUUCUUUUCUGGAAAUCAGCCCCAACUAAACCUAAGUCUCUUUUACAAUCCUCAGCAAACUAACCAUUCUGUUGAGAGUUUGACCAGAUCUUUGAAGAUGAAGGACUCUGUUUCAAUAUCAUGUGGCAUUGACUUCCACCCACUCCUGCAAAGAACUGAUGAUACAAAUAGUGAACUGGUGACUGAAUGCUCAACUGCAUCUCUAUCUGUUAAUUUAGAUGGCAAAUCUGUUGCACUCUGUAAUCCUUCCAAUGCUGUUCAGAUGAAGUCAGUGGCCCAGUGCAGCCCUUUUGCCACCAGAUCUAGACCCUCUAGCCCUAAUGAGAAAGCUAAUGAACUAGACUUGGAGAUCCAUCUCAGUUCUUUAUCUACAAAAGAGAAUGCAGCAUUAAGUGGGGAUGCGGCUACACAUCAUAAAAACUCAGCAGUUAGUUUACUAAAUUCUCAAAAUUCAGCAGAAACACGAGACACUACCCAUUCAUCAGGCAACAAGUUUGUUUCAGGUGCCCGUGCAUCAACUAUACCAAGCAAAACCACUGGCAGAUACAUGGAUGAUACAAGUGAUCAGUCUCAUCUGGAGAUUGUGAUGGAACAAGAAGAGUUAAGUGACUCAGAUGAAGAGUUUGAAGAACAUGUGGAGUUUGAGUGUGAGGAAAUGGCUGAUUCUGAAGGAGAAGGUUCAGGCUGCGAGCAAGUUUCUGAGAUGCAAGAUAAGGAGGCCGAAGGUUCUACAACAAGAAAAACUGUGACAGAUGAAGAUUUUAAUAAUCAACAACAGGAAUUAAGCGCCCGUUGUAACUCACAGGGCAAUAUUUGUGUUCCUGAAAAGGGAACCCCACCUUUCUUGAAACUGGGUUUGACAUGUCCAAGGAAGGAUGCAAGUAGUUCAUGGUUGAGCUUGGAUUCAUCUGCAUCAGGCCGUACUUCACGCUCAAAACCUAAGAAUGAAGUGAGUACAAUAAGCAAAGGCCCUCCUACUAAAACUUUGGCUUCAUAUCGUCUCAACAGACCCUUGAAGCAUGCAACACCAAGCACAAGAAAAGUCACGGUGCAGGAACAUGCUAUAGACAUGGCUGAACAACUCAGCUUGGGUCCUCUUUCUGUCCCAACAUUGAGGAAACCAAGAAAACGUCGGGCUAAUACAAUUGCAAAUACUGGUUCGAGUUUAGGAAACCCCAAAAACGAUGCUAAAGACAGUGGUUAAUCAACUAUGCUUUCAUUGUUGGCGAAUGGUGAUUAAUCUAACCAGGUUGCUUAUAUUCCCUGGACACUGCCAACCCAAUCAGAAAACGAGAGAAAGUUCAGUCAAAGCUCAAAUAAUAAAAAAAACAGAAAGGUAAUCAAUCCCCCUUCAUGAGUAAGUUAUGGAGAUUUUGUUCUCAUAUGUCUGCUGGCAUGGCUGGGAGGAGGGUCCUCUUCCAGGUUUUGCACCUCCACUUUCCAUGCUCCUUUUGGUAAAUGAUAAUGCUAAUUAGCAAUGGCUCGAGUAAACCUAGUGCCAUGUUUGUCAAUGCUCUUGUACAGAAAUUUUGCUUUGUAUCUACCAGUUUAUGGACAAUAUCAAUUGAUUCCAAGGGAAUUGUAAGAAGUUAGAGCAAGUUCAUCUCAAAAACUUAAGUCUUUAUCAUAUUGAUUCUUUUUUUCUUUAAUGUAAAAACCCAUUUGUCUGCUGAA